Callorhinchus milii (elephant shark) is the source of this 7753-nucleotide messenger RNA. It is a transcript of the gene sptan1, whose product is annotated as spectrin alpha, non-erythrocytic 1. Gene Ontology annotation, biological process: actin cytoskeleton organization. Bases 16 to 7557 code for a protein of 2513 amino acids. NCBI's taxonomy places the organism in Eukaryota, Metazoa, Chordata, Chondrichthyes, Chimaeriformes, Callorhinchidae. Gene Ontology annotation, cellular component: cortical actin cytoskeleton; cell projection; plasma membrane. Gene Ontology annotation, molecular function: actin filament binding; calcium ion binding. The transcript has 59 exons. The record is from RefSeq and is a predicted model, not a curated record.
GAGCAUCGUCCCAACAUGUUGUCGUCAUUCCGCAAAACCAAGUUGCAGAAAAUGGAUUCCUCUGGAACAAAGGUUCUAGACUCGGCAGAUGACAUCCAUGAAAGACGUCAGCAGGUGCUGGACAGGUACCGGCGGUUCAAAGAGCUCUCUAAUCUGAGACGCCAGAAGUUAGAUGAUUCUUACAACUUCCAGUCGUUUCGCCGGGAUGCAGAUGAAUUGGAGAAAUGGAUUCUGGAGAAACUGCAGAUUGCAUCUGAUGAGAGUUACAAGGAUCCCAGCAAUCUACAGGGUAAACUGCAGAAGCAUCAGGCAUUCGAAGCUGAAGUGCAGGCCAAUGCUGGUGCCAUUGUUAAACUUGAUGAGUUUGGCAACAAGAUGAUACAAGAUGGGCAUUUUGCAACCGAAACUAUCCGAGCACGACUUGAAGAACUCCAUCAACUAUGGGAGCGUCUGUUGGAGAAAAUGAGGGAGAAGGGGAUAAGACUUCUGCAAACACAGAAGCUUGUGCAAUACCAGCGUGAAUGUGAUGAUGCUAUGGACUGGAUCAAUGAUAAGGAAGCUAUUGUGACUUUGGAGGAACUUGGCCAGGACUUGGAGCAUGUUGAAGUUUUGCAGAAGAAAUUUGAGGAAUUCCAAACUGAUCUUGCAGCUCAUGAGGAACGUGUGAAUGAAGUAAAUCAGCUGGCUGGAAAACUUGCCCAGGAGAGCCACCCCGAGUUGGUGCUUAUCACCCAUCGACAGGAUGAGGUGAAUGCUGCCUGGCAACGACUUAAAGGCCUCGCACUGCAGCGACAGGGCAAACUCUUUGGGGCAGCAGAAGUUCAGCGCUUUAAUCGAGAUGUGGAUGAAACCAUCAGUUGGAUUAAGGAGAAGGAGCAGCUGAUGGCUUCGGAUGAUUUUGGACGUGAUCUGGCUAGUGUGCAGACACUUCUCCGCAAACAUGAAGGCCUAGAGAGAGACCUUGCUGCCUUGGAGGAUAAGGUGAAAGCACUGUGUACUGAGGCAGACCGUCUGCAGCAGUCACACCCACAGAGUGCAGCCCAGAUUCAGGUCAAGCGAGAAGAACUCAUCCAAAAUUGGGAGCGAAUCCGCACCCUGGCAGCUCAAAGACACACACGCCUUGAUGACUCUUACAGACUGCAGCGUUUUCUGGCUGAUUUCCGUGACUUGACCAGCUGGGUGACAGAGAUGAAGGCUCUUAUCAAUGCUGAUGAACUGGCAAAUGAUGUGGCUGGAGCUGAGGCGUUGCUUGACAGACACCAGGAGCACAAGGGUGAGAUUGAUGCUCACGAGGACAGUUUCAAAGCUACUGAUGAAGCCGGGCAAGCCCUGCUCGCAGGAAGCCACUAUGCUUCUGAUGAAGUCCGUGAGAAGUUGGGAGUCCUUGCUGAGGAGAAGAUUUCUCUGCUCGAGCUCUGGGAGCUGCGGAGACAUCAGUAUGAGCAGUGCAUGGAUCUCCAGCUAUUCUAUCGUGAUACCGAGCAGGUUGACAACUGGAUGAGUAAACAGGAGGCUUUCUUGCUGAAUGAAGAUUUGGGCGAUUCCCUGGACAGCGUGGAAGCCCUCUUGAAAAAGCAUGAAGAUUUUGAAAAAUCCCUUAGUGCUCAAGAGGAGAAAAUCACGGCUUUGGAAGAAUUUGCCACCAAAUUGAUUCAGAGUGAUCAUUACGCCAAGGAAGAUGUCGCUGCACGUCGAGAUGCGCUCCUGAGUCGUCGCAAUGCUCUGCACGAUCGUGCCAUGCACCGCAGAACCGCCCUGGAAAGCUCCUUCAGUCUCCAGCAGUUCUUCCGUGAUUCUGAUGAACUCAAGAGCUGGAUUAAUGAGAAAAUGAAAACAGCCACCGAUGAAGCUCAUAAGGAUCCCUCCAACUUGCAGGGCAAGGUCCAGAAACACCAGGCUUUUGAAGCUGAGCUUUCAGCCAACCAGAGUCGCAUUGACACCUUACAGAGAGGUGGACAGGAGCUGAUUGAUGCCAAUCACUAUGCCUCAGAUGAAGUGUCUGCUCGCAUGAACGAGGUUAUUUCUCUCUGGAAAAAGCUGCUGGAGGCCACAGAAAUGAAAGGUAUUAAACUACGUGAAGCAAACCAACAGCAACAAUUCAACCGAAAUGUGGAAGACAUUGAACUAUGGUUGUAUGAAGUUGAAGGCCACCUGGGUUCUGAUGAUUAUGGGAAAGAUCUGACUAGUGUACAGAACCUGCAGAAGAAACAUGCACUGCUGGAAGCUGAUAUCGCAGCCCACCAGGACCGUAUUGACGGGAUUAAUAUUCAAGCCCGCCAGUUCCAGGAAGCUGGACACUUUGAUGCAGAUAACAUCAAGAAGAAGCAGGAAACGUUAGUUGGUCGUUAUGAGGCACUGAAGGAACCGAUGGUGGCUCGGAAGCAAAAACUAGCGGACUCCCUCCGACUCCAACAACUGUUCCGUGACGUUGAGGAUGAAGAAACAUGGAUUCGAGAAAAGGAGCCGAUUGCAGCUUCUACAAACCGAGGAAAGGAUUUGAUCGGAGUGCAGAAUUUACUGAAGAAACACCAGGCACUGCAGGCUGAAAUCGGUGGUCAUGAUCCACGCAUCAAAGCAGUGGCCCAGAAAGGGCAAGCCAUGGUUGAUGACGGUCACUUUGCUUCUGAAGAAGUGAAGACCAAACUGAACGACCUGAAUCAGAAAUGGGAGUCGCUGAAAGCCAAGGCUGCGCAGAGGCGCCAGGAUUUGGAAGAUUCCCUGCAGGCUCAGCAGUACUUUGCUGAUGCUAAUGAAGCCGAGUCGUGGAUGAGGGAGAAAGAGCCUGUUGUUGGCAGCCCUGACUAUGGAAAGGAUGAAGAUUCUGCCGAAGCCUUACUAAAGAAGCACGAAGCUCUGAUGUCUGAUCUAAUUGCAUACGGAAGCAGCAUUCAGGCACUGAAGGAACAGGCACAAGGGUGUCGGCAACAAGUGGCACCUACAGACGAUGAAACUGGAAAAGAACUGGUUUUGGCGUUGUAUGAUUAUCAGGAGAAGAGUCCCCGUGAAGUGACCAUGAAGAAGGGUGACAUUCUUACCCUGCUAAACAGCACCAACAAGGACUGGUGGAAAGUGGAAGUGAAUGAUCGUCAGGGCUUUGUUCCCGCUGCCUAUGUAAAGAAAUUGGACCCAGCACAGUCAACUUCACGUGAGAAUCUGUUGGAGGAUUCAAGCAGCAUUGUGAUGCGACAAGAACAGAUUGACAACCAGGCUCUGCUAGCUAAGGAGGUUGGCAGCGUUGUGCUCCGUAUGAAGCAGGUGGAGGAAUUGUACCAGUCACUGCUGGAAUUGGGUAGGAAGCGGAAAGAGAUGCUGGAAAAGAGCUGUAAGAAGUUCAUGCUUUUCCGUGAAGCCAAUGAGCUGCAGCAGUGGAUCAAUGAGAAGGAGACCACCCUUACCAACGAAGAGGUGGGAACUGAUCUGGAGCAGGUGGAAGUACUACAGAAGAAGUUCGAUGAUUUCCAAAAGGACCUGAAAGCCAAUGAGUCUCGCCUGCGAGAUAUCAACAAAGUGGCCAAUGAUCUGGAGUCUGAGGGUCUGAUGGUUGAAGAAGUGCAACAAGUAUCACAGGAACCUCUUUUGGGAUCUGCCCCUGGAGCUCCCAAGGAUGAAUCUGACAGCAAGACCUCGUCACCAUGGAAGACUGUCCGGAUGACGGUACAAACAGUGGCUAGCUUUAAUGCCAUCAAGGAGCUCAAUGAACGCUGGAAGUCACUGCAGAAACUGGCCGAGGAACGGAGCCAGAUCUUGGGCAGUGCACAUGAGGUGCAGAGAUUCCACAGGGAUGCCGAUGAGACAAAGGAAUGGAUUGAAGAGAAGAAUCAAGCUUUGAACACUGAUAAUUAUGGACAUGACCUUGCGAGCGUUCAGGCUUUACAGCGCAAACAUGAGGGAUUUGAGCGAGACCUUGCUGCUCUGGGAGAUAAAGUGAAUUCUCUUGGUGAAACUGCCAACCGUCUGAUUCAGUCUCAUCCUGAAUCAGUUGAAGAUGUCCAGGAAAAAUGCACUGAACUGAAUCAGGCCUGGACUAACCUCGUGGAACGUGCUGACCAGCGCAAAGAAAAAUUGAACGACUCUCACGAUCUGCAGCGCUUCCUGAGUGACUUUAGAGAUCUUAUGUCCUGGAUAAAUGGAAUACGCGGAUUGGUGUCCUCUGAGGAAUUAGCCAAGGAUGUAACUGGAGCUGAAGCCCUGCUGGAAAGACACCAGGAGCAUCGCACUGAAAUCGAUGCCAGAGCUGGAACCUUCCAGGCUUUUGAACAAUUUGGGCAUCAGUUGCUGGCUCGGGGGCACUAUGCUUGCCCAGAAAUCCGAGAAAAGCUGGAUAUCCUGGAGCGGGAGCGGGCAGAUCUGGAGAAGGCCUGGAUUCAGCGCAGGAUGAUGUUGGACCAGUGUCUAGAGCUGCAGCUGUUUAACCGUGAUUGUGAGCAGGCUGAGAACUGGAUGGCAGCACGUGAGGCGUUCCUCGCCAGUGACGACAAAGGCGAUUCACUGGAUAGCGUGGAAGCCCUCAUCAAGAAACAUGAGGAUUUCGAUAAAGCUAUUACCGUCCAGGAGGAGAAGAUUGCUGCUCUGCAGUCAUUUGCUGAUCAGCUGAUUGCUUCUGAGCACUAUGCCAAGGGUGAUAUUUCAAACCGUCGCAAUGAAGUGCUAGACAGAUGGCGCCGGCUCAAAGCUCAGAUGAUCGAGAAGAGAUCUAAACUCGGAGAGUCGCAGACCCUCCAGCAAUUUAGUCGCGAUGUCGAUGAAAUUGAGGCCUGGAUCAGUGAGAAACUGCAGACAGCAACUGAUGAAUCUUACAAGGAUCCCACAAACAUUCAGCUGUCCAAACUGCUGAGCAAACAUCAGAAGCAUCAAGCAUUUGAAGCUGAGUUGCAAGCCAAUGCUGAUCGAAUCCGUGGUGUCAUUGACAUGGGGAAAUCGCUGAUUGACCGAGGGGCCUGUGCUGGGAGUGAAGAUGCUGUCCAGGUUCGUCUGGCAGAGCUGGCUAAGCAGUGGGAGUACUUAGUUCGAAAAUCUGCAGAAAAGAGCCAGAAACUGAAAGAAGCCAAUAAACAACAGAAUUUCAAUACAGGAAUCAAAGACUUUGACUUCUGGCUGUCUGAGGUGGAAGCUCUCCUAGCCUCCGAGGAUUAUGGAAAGGACUUGGCAUCUGUGAACAACCUCCUGAAGAAACAUCAGCUCCUUGAGGCUGACGUUUCAGCUCAUGAGGACCGUCUGAAAGAUCUGAAUGUCCAGGCUGACAGCCUCAUGUCCAGCGAUGCCUUCGACACCACUCAGGUGAAGGACAAACGCAAUUUAGUAAACGGACGAUUUCAGAAGAUUAAAAACAUGGCUACGUCUCGUCGUGCUAAACUGAACGAGUCACACAGACUUCACCAAUUCUUCCGUGAUUUGGAUGACGAGGAAUCCUGGAUAAAAGAGAAGAAAUUACUUGUGAGUUCAGAAGAUUAUGGCCGUGACCUGACUGGCGUCCAAAACCUACGGAAGAAACAUAAACGUUUGGAAGCAGAGUUGGCUGCACAUGAACCAGCUAUUCAGUCAGUACUGGACACAGGAAAGAAGCUGUCUGAUGAUAAUACCAUUGGAAAGGAGGAGAUUCAGCAACGACUGGCUCAGUUUGUGGAGCACUGGAAAGAGCUGAAGGAAUUUGCUGCAGCUCGGGGACAGCGUCUGGAGGAAUCGCUGGAAUACCAGCAAUUUGUUGCGAAUGUUGAGGAGGAAGAAGCCUGGAUCAAUGAGAAGUUGAAUCUGGUGGCAAGUGAGGACUAUGGCGACACACUGGCUGCUGUACAGGGAUUGCUGAAAAAGCAUGAAGCCUUUGAAACGGAUUUCACAGUUCACAGAGAUCGCGUGCAUGAUGUUUGUGUAAAUGGAGAGGAACUAAUCAAGAAGAACAAUCACCAUGUAGAAAAUAUUUCAGCCAAGAUGAAGGGAUUGCGAGGCAAGGUGACUGAGCUGGAGAAGGCAGCUGCUCAGAGAAAAGCAAAGCUGGAUGAGAACUCUGCAUUCUUGCAGUUUAACUGGAAGGCAGAUGUAGUUGAGUCAUGGAUUGGUGAGAAAGAGAAUAGUCUGAAGACAGAUGAUUAUGGGCGAGAUCUCUCCUCUGUACAAACACUACUCACUAAACAGGAGACUUUUGAUGCUGGGCUGCAUGCCUUCCAGCAGGAGGGGAUUGCUAAUAUCACAGCACUGAAAGACCAGUUACUGGCAGCCAAGCACAUCCAGUCCAAGGCUAUUGAAGCACGCCACGCUUCAUUAAUGAAGAGAUGGAACCAGCUGUUGGCCAAUUCUGAUGCUAGAAAGAAGAAACUGCUUGAAGCCCAGGAACAUUUCAGAAAACUUGAAGAUCUUUUCUUGACCUUUGCUAAGAAAGCCUCAGCCUUUAACAGUUGGUUUGAGAAUGCCGAGGAGGAUCUCACAGACCCCGUGCGCUGCAACUCACUGGAGGAGAUCAAGGCCCUGCGCGAGGCCCAUGAGGCUUUCCGCUCGUCUUUGAGUUCGGCUCAGACUGACUUUAACCAACUGGCUGAGCUCGAUCGUCAGAUCAAGAGCUAUCGUAUGACCUCAAACCCCUACACCUGGUUCACAAUGGAGGCUCUGGAAGAGACCUGGAGAAACUUGCAGAAAAUCAUCAAGGAACGGGAACUAGAACUGCAGAAGGAACAGAGACGCCAAGAAGAGAAUGAUAAAUUACGCCAGGAAUUUGCACAACAUGCAAAUGCAUUCCACCAGUGGUUGCAGGAGACGAGGACAUACCUACUGGAUGGCAUAGCAUAUCGUCGUGUCAUUCAUGUAUAUCAGUAUGAAGUUGGAGAUGAUCUGGCUGGAAGGUCCUGUAUGGUGGAGGAAUCCGGAACUCUGGAAUCGCAGCUCGAGGCAACCAAAAGAAAACACCAGGAGAUUCGAGCAAUGAGAAGCCAGUUAAAAAAGAUUGAGGACCUUGGGGCAGCUAUGGAGGAAGCGUUGAUCUUGGACAAUAAGUACACAGAGCACAGCACUGUGGGGCUGGCUCAACAGUGGGACCAGCUGGAUCAACUAGGAAUGAGAAUGCAACACAAUCUGGAGCAACAGAUCCAGGCCAGGAAUACAACUGGUGUAACUGAGGAGGCACUUAAAGAAUUCAGCAUGAUGUUCAAGCACUUUGACAAAGACAAAUUAGGAAGGCUAAAUCAUCAGGAAUUCAAAUCGUGCUUACGCUCCCUGGGUUAUGAUCUGCCUAUGGUGGAAGAAGGAGAGCCUGAUCCAGAAUUUGAGGCUAUACUGGAUGCUGUUGAUCCCAACCGAGAUGGAUAUGUGUCGCUGCAAGAGUACAUGGCGUUCAUGAUCAGCAGGGAAACAGAGAACGUUAAGUCUAGUGAGGAGAUUGAGAGUGCUUUCCGUGCUCUGAGUUCAGAAGGAAAACAAUUUGUCACACGUGAGGAACUCUACCAGAACCUGUCGAGGGAGCAGGCAGAUUACUGCAUCUCACACAUGAAGCCCUACACGGACAGCAAGGGCAGAGAGAUUCCAUCAGCCUUCGACUAUGUGGAAUUCACACGAUCACUCUUCGUGAACUAAUGCUAAUGGCUUUGAAUCUAGGCGUAACUGCUAACAUUAGCUCUGCAUGUCUGCGUCUAAUCUCUGUGCAUCUAUAAAACGUUCCGUCAAACUUUACUGAACUAGGUUGCUUGUGCUUCUGCUUGAAAUUUGUUUUUUUACUAUUGCUAAAAUCUGUAAUGCAGUGUGCUUAACAAAUAAACACUACUGACUCGAA